Molecule: messenger RNA, 4831 nt
Organism: Salvelinus fontinalis (brook trout)
Lineage: Eukaryota; Metazoa; Chordata; Actinopteri; Salmoniformes; Salmonidae
Product: TLD domain-containing protein 2-like
Exons: 5
Coding region: 240-605 (121 amino acids)
Biological process (GO): response to oxidative stress
Cellular component (GO): nucleus
Source: RefSeq, a predicted model, not a curated record
GAAGAAGAAGAACGUCUUCCUCCGGCCUGUGACCAGCGGGCAGUUGUCUUGAACGCACUGAAGUCAGAUGACGGAGAUUUCGAGUUCCAAGUUGUCUUGAAAGUGACAUAAAGACCAAAUCACGGAGGACGUGUGUCAAGCUAAAUGAACAUCUUCCUGCCCGGCUAGAGCAGUGCCCCUGGUCUCUGGUAUACAGCACCCAGAGACACGGCACCAGCCUGGGCACUCUGUACAAGAGCAUGGGGGGCAUGGACUGCAGCACCAGUACCCUCACUGUCAUCAGAGACAACUGUGGACAGGUGUUUGGUGCAUUUUGUCCCACUACUCUUCGAAUCAGUCUGUCAUACUAUGGAACAGGACACACAUUCCUCUUCUCCUUCUCUCCACAACUCCAGGUUUAUGAAUGGAAGUUUAGUAACUCCUUCUUUGUGAAGGGAAGUCCAGACUACCUGGCAUUUGGUGGAGGAGGGGGUCUCUUUGGCCUGUGGUUAGAUGAUGGCCUGAUCCGUGGGCAGAGCCAGAGGUGUGACACAUUUGACAAUGACGUGUUGUCCUCCUCUGACGACUUCCUAAUCAACGACCUGGAGGUUUGGGCCAUCUCCUGAGACAAGGGACUGCAUGCUACUGCUUACUUAAACAUUAUACAACGAUUGUGACAGUGGAUGGAAUUGAAAAUGACUGCACCUCUCAUCUGAGGAUCCAAAGCGUGGCUCCCUGUGCAAGGUGAUUCAACUCCAUCACCUCAAUUUUUUCCAUUACAAACAGAUAAGGCCCCUAACUCACCAGCUUCAGAAGCAUUGGGAAAACAGAAAUAGAGUACUACUGGCCUCUGGUGUUCAAUGAUUUAGACCGUGUGUAAUAAUCACGCCUCUCUGUUGGCCUUAUUUUCUGCUUGGUAUGUCUGUAUCAUUCAGUGGAGAUCUGGAUUACUUCAGAAAUACUCUGCUGGGAGUUAAACAAUUAAAGGACAGUCAGAUUAGCACAGCUGACUGGUCAAUCUCAAUCAAUAACACAUGAUGAGGGAAGUUGUCUUUAUAGGCAAAGUGCCCAGUGACCGUUGAUUUACAACUCUAGAGGGCGCCCUUGUCACAGAGCUCCUUUCUAUCUCGCUCUCUUUCUAUACAUUACCUUCAGAAAGUAUUUACACCCUUUGACUUUUUCCACAUUUUGUUGUGUUACAGCCUGAAUUAAAAAUGUAUAAAAAUAUAUUUAAAAAAUUGUCACCGGCCUACAUACAAUACCGCAUAAUGUCAAAGUGCAAUUAUGUUUUUUGAUUUCUUUUGACAAAUUACUUACAAAUGUAAAGCUGAAAUGUCUUGAGUCAAUAGGUAUUCAAGCCUUUUGUUACGGCAAGCCUAAAUAAGUUCAAGAGUAAAAAUGUGCUUAACAAGCCACAUAAUAAGUUGCAUGGAGUCUCUCUGUGUGCAAUAAUAGUGUUUAACAACCUUUUUUGAAUGACUACCUCAUCUCUGUACCCCACCUAUACUAUUAUCUGUAAGGUCCCUCAAACGAGCAGUGAAUUUCAAACACAGAUUCAACCACAAAGACCAGGUAUUAGUAGAUGGUAUUAGUAGAUGGUAUUUUAAACAGACAUUGAAUAAUAUUUUGAGCACGUGUCAAACUCGUUCCACUGAGAAUUGAGUGUCUGCGGGUUUUCGAUCCUCUCUUGUCUAGGUUUCAAUUUAAAACAAAAACCAGCAGACACUAGGCCCUCCAUGGAAUGAGUUUGACACCCCUACCUUUGAGUGAGGUGAAGUUAUUAAUUACAUUUUGAAUGGUGUAUUAAUACACCCAGUCACUACAAAGAUACAGCAGUCCUUCCUAACUCAGAUGCCGGAGAGGAAGGAAACCGGUCAGGGAUUUCACCAUGAGUCCAAUGGUGACUUUAAAACAGUUACAGAGUUGAAUGGCUGUGAUAGGAGAACAUGGAGGAUGGUUUAACAACAUUGUACUCCACAAUACUAACCUAACUGACAGAGUGAAAAGAAGGAAGCCUGUACAGAAUAAAAAAUAUUCCAAAACAUGUAUGUUGUUUGCAACAAGGCACUAAAUUAAUACUGCAAAAAUUGUGCAAAAGCAUGUUGUGGUUAAUUUCUUUACUCUCAAAUGAGUAGACAAACUUAUCACACAAGUCAGAGUUAUACUUAAACUAAAUCUUUAUUCACUUAUUAAUAAGGGAGCAGGUCAAUACUACACACAUAAAGUGAAUCGAUUGAGAGCUCUACGAUAAUGAUGGCUGUACGACGAAUCACCCUCAGAUGAUUCGUUGAGAGCCACGAGACAAAUGUACAAAGGUAUUUUAUAGCCAAGAUACACCCCCUUCAGUCUACAUGACAAACAACAGAUGUAUGGAAUGGGUCACAGGGUUAAGAUUUGAAUGAAAGAUACUUAUAAUUCACAUCAGACAAUAUCUGCUGUAAAAACUGUUCUCAUUGUGUAUAAACCAGGUUCUGGCCCUGGAGUCAUCGCUCUCUCUGGUACCUUAUAAAACAGAAACAUUAACUCAUGCUCUGGAAUGCAUAUUACCCAAAGACAUCGUAAAUCUCCUGUCAGUGUUAAAUCUCCCAGAGGCCCACUUUCAGUUCACACAGACACAAUAUAGUUAUAAGAACCCUCUUCUGUUGCAUAAAACAACCAUUUGAUGGAAUAAAAGUAUUAUAACAUUCUUGUAAUUGCUCUCACAGGCAAUUCACUUUUUGCCCUGAAUACAAGAUGUUAUGUUUGGAGCAAUCCAAUGCAACACAUUACUGAGUACCAGUCUCUAUAUUUUCAAGCAUAGUGGUGGCUGCAUCAUGUUAUGGGUAUGAUUGUAAUCGUUGAGGACUGGGGAGCUUUUCAUGAUAAAGAAACAGAAUGGAGCCAAGCACAGACAAAAUCCUAGAGGAAAACCUGGUUCAGUCUGCUUUCCACCAGACACUGGGAGAUUAAUUCACCUUUUAAGCAGGACAAUACCCUAAAACACAAGGCUAAUUCUACACUGGAGUUGCUUACCAAGAAGACAGUGAAUGUUCCUGAGUGGUUGACGCAGAUUUAAGUAAAAACUAUGGCAAGACCUGAAAAUGGAUGUCUAGCAAUGAUCAACAACCAGGGCUUGAAGAAUUUGGAAAAGAAUAAUGGGCAAAUGUUGCACAAUCCAUGUGUGGAAAGCUCUUAGACUUACCCAGAGACUCAUAGCUGUAAUCGCUGCCAAAAGUGGUUCUAACAUGUAUUGACUCAGGGGCUUGAAUACUUAUCUAAUCAAGACAUAUUUGUGUUAUAUUACAAAAAAUAUAUAUUUUUAUAAAUGUUAAAAUUUGAAUUAAAUCCAUUUUAAUCCCACUUUGUAACAUAACAACAUGUGGAAAAGUCAAGGGGUGUGAAUACUUUCUGAAGGUACUAAACAGUGCAUUCGGAAAGUUUCCAGACCCUUUCACUUUUUCCACAUUUUGUUACAUUACAGCAUUAGUUACAUUUGUUACAUUUUUUCCCCCUCAUCAGUCUACACACAAUAUACCAUAACGACAAAGCAAAAAAAGGUUUUGAGAAUUUUUUGCAAAAUGUAUUAAAAAUAAAAAAACAGAAACCUUAUUUGCAUAAGUAUUAAGACUCUUUGCUAUGAGACUCGAAAUUGAGCUCAGGUGCAUCCUGUUUCCAUUGAUCAUUCUUCAUGUUUCUACAACUUGGUUAGAGUCCACCUGUGGUAAAUUCAACUGAUUAGACAUGAUUUGGAAAGGCACACACCGGUCUAUAUAAGGUCCCACAGUUGACAGUGCACAAAAACCAAGCCCUGAGGUCGAAGGAAUUGUCCGUAGAGCUCCGAGACAGGAUUGUGUCGAGGCACAGAUCAGGGGAAGGGAACCAAAAAAUGUCUGCAGCAUUGAAGGUCCCCAAGAACACAGUGGCCUCCAUCAUUCUUAAAUGGAAGAAGUUUGGAACCACCAAGAAUCUUCGUAGAGCUGUCCGCCUGGCCUAACUGAGCAAUUGGGGGAGAAGGGCCUUGGUCAGGGAGGUGACCAAGAACCUGAUGGUCACUCUGACAGAGCUCCAGAGUUCCUCGGUGGAGAUGGGAGAACCUUCCAGAAGGACAACCAUCUCUGCAGAACUCCACCAAUGAGGCCGGUAUAGUGAAGUGGCCAGACGUAAGCCACUCCUCAGUAAAAGGCACAUGACAGCCCACUUAGAGUUUGCCAAAAGGCUACUAAAGGACUCAGACCAUGAGAAACAAGAAGCUCUGGUCUGAUGAAUCUAAGAUUUGAACUUUUUGGCCUGAAUACCAAGCAUCACGUCUGGAGGAAACCUGGUACCAUCCGUACGGGGAAGCAUGGUGGUGGCAGCAUCAUGCUGUGUGGAUGUUUUUCAGCGGCAGGGACUGGGAGACUAGUCAGGAUCGAGGGAAAGAUGAAUGGAGCAAAGUACAGAGAGAUCCUUGAUGAAAACCUGCUCCAGAGCGCUCAGAAUCGCAGACUGGGGCGAAGAUUCACCUUCCAACAGGACAAUGACCCUAAGCACACAGCCAAGACAAUGCAGGAGUGGCUUUGGGACAAGUCUCUGAAUGUUCUUGAGUGGCCCAGCCAAAGCCCAGACUUUUACCCGAUCAAACAUCUCUGGAGAAAUCUGAAAAUAGCUGUGCAGCAAUGCUCCCCAUCCAACCUGACAGAGCUUGAGAGGAUCCACAGAGAAGAAUGGGAGAAACUUCCUAAAUACAGGUGUGCCAAAAUUCUAGCGUCAUACCAGAGAAAACUUGAAUCUGUAAGUACAAAGUACUGAGUAAAGGGUCUGAAUACUUAUGUAAAUGCUAUAUAUAUAUAAAUAUAUAUAUAUACACUGCUCAAAAAAAUAAAGGGAACACUUA